AGACGAAUAAUGUUUCGGAACCUUGCAGAACGGCUGUUUUCAGAAACAGAAGAGCCUAAAUACAAAGUCGUAAACAAAUUUACAGAGAAAGGAAAGGAAUACGAAGAACGUCAAUACGAAUCAUGUAGAUGGAUUGUUACUAAGGUAACAGGUAAAAACUAUAAAGAUUCUUCGGGCGAAGGUUUCAUCAGACUCUUCAAGUAUAUCAGUGGAGAAAAUAAAGAAGGAAACAGGAUUUCAAUGACAGCUCCCGUUGUUAUAUACUGUCAGCCGGCAAACGAAGACUGGAAGGAGUGUGCAGAUGAACUGAUGGUCGGCUUCUUUGUGCCACAGAGCACCAAACAGCUUCCGACUUCGAAAACUGACAACAUUACUUUCAGAGAUUCUCCUGCCCAUACUGUCUUUGUCAGAACGUUCAAUGGCUUUGCAAAAGAAGAGGAUUAUAUGGCCAAUGCUAAAAUCUUAAAGAGCGCCAUCAACGAUAGCAGUUGUUACCGUAGUGAUUUUUUCUAUGCGUGUGGAUAUGAUAGUCCCAUGAAACUCGUCAACAGACGAAACGAGGUCUGGCUUCUGAAGAAAUAACAAGAUAUACGUAAAUUUCACAACUAUGUUUAUUUUAAAGGCCGAACUAAUGAAAGAGAGUAAUUCGCAUAUUCUUUUUAAUUAUAAUCGUCGUAAUCAUAAUUGCCAAAUUAAUAUAAUAUUGAUUGAAUAUUAGCAUUAAUGAUUAAUAUCAAUAAAAAUUAUAA
Messenger RNA from Anneissia japonica, 749 nucleotides. RefSeq names its product heme-binding protein 1-like. Bases 10 to 582 code for a protein of 190 amino acids. The record is from RefSeq and is a predicted model, not a curated record. The transcript has 4 exons. Lineage: Eukaryota; Metazoa; Echinodermata; Crinoidea; Comatulida; Comatulidae.